Neoarthrinium moseri is the source of this 1755-nucleotide messenger RNA. RefSeq lists its product as uncharacterized. Gene Ontology annotation, biological process: regulation of DNA double-strand break processing. Gene Ontology annotation, cellular component: nucleus; site of double-strand break. Gene Ontology annotation, molecular function: protein binding. The transcript has a single exon. Lineage: Eukaryota; Fungi; Ascomycota; Sordariomycetes; Amphisphaeriales; Apiosporaceae. The record is from RefSeq and is a predicted model, not a curated record. Bases 1 to 1755 code for a protein of 584 amino acids.
AUGAGCGACGACGAGGACAUCCAGGUCGAGGGGCCUGGUUUGGCCGAAGACGACCCCAUGCGCGCCUUCUUGCCGACCUCGUUUGGCAAGAAAUCGAGAGAGGCUGAUAUCGCCGCUCAGUUCGACCGCAGCAAGAGGGCGGCCGGCAAGCCCCAGGUCGAACAGGGCAAGGCACUACACAAACCGCAGGACUCGAGCCCGGAGGAUGCCAAGGGCAGCGACAGCGACAGCGAUGAUGACUCGGACGACGAGGAAGACGACGAGGACGAGUUCCCGACGUCGCAUGAGAUGGUCAUCAAGACACACGACCGGGCCGUCACCACGGUGUCGCUGGAUCCGGCCGGCGGUAGGUUGAUUUCGGGAUCGAUCGACUGCACCGUCAAGCUACAUGAUUUCUCGUCCAUGACGCCUACCACGAUUCGAGCCUUCCGCUCCGUGGACCCCUACGAUCUCAAGCCCUCGACGUCUGGACAGGAGACACAUCCGAUACACCAUGUCGAGUUCAACCCCCAGGCUGGGAGCGUCUUUCUGUGCAUUUCAGCACACCCUCAGGCCAAGAUCAUGUCUCGCGACGGCGACAUCAUCACCGAGUUCGUCAAGGGCGACAUGUAUCUUAGGGAUAUGAACAAUACGUCGGGCCACAUCUCCGAGAUCACGACCGGAACGUGGCACCCCACCGAUAAGAACCUGUGCGUCACGGCAGGAACCGACAGCACCCUACGGAUAUGGGACGUCAACAACAAGCGAAGCCAAAAGGAGGUGAUAGUCUUCAAGUCGAAAGCGCCCGGGGUGGCAGGAAGGUCCAGAAUGACAGCAGUAGCCUGGGGGGCUCCAGCGCAGGGCGGCAGCAACGUGCUUGUAUCCGCAGCUCUUGACGGUACCUUGGUCAUGUGGAGUGGAAACGGCCCCUUCACUCGGCCUGCGGCUGAAAUCAGGGACGCGCAUAAGCCCAACACGUGGACUGGUGGUAUUGAUAUUAGCUCAGACGGUCGAAUGGUUGUCACGAGGGGCGGUGACAACUUGAUCAAGUUAUGGGAUACCCGCAAGUUCAAGGAGCCUCUUGUUACCGUCGACCACCCGUCGACCUCGGACCAUUACCCCAUGACGAACAUCAAGUAUGCCCCCAACUCAACAAGCAUCAUCACCGGCUCGGCGACCGGCCACCUCCACAUUCUCAACCCCGGGAACUUACGAUCGGAGUACACAACACCCAUCACCCCAGGCUCACCUGUCAUUACGGUGGACUGGCACCCCAAGAUUAACCAGAUCAUUACCACUUCGGCCAAUGCCGAGACCCAUGUUCUCUACAACCCCGACAUGUCUAACCGUGGAGCUAUCGACGUCAUGUCCCGCGCGCCCAAGCGGCGGCACAUUGACGACAAUCCCGAGUUCACUACGGACCAGACCCUUGGCCUGUCGGGAGACGCGAUUGUCACGCCGGGUGCGAUGCCCCGGGCUAGGAAAGCAGGUGUCACGGCGUCUGGUCGGUCCCUGGACCCCAGGCGACCCCAGGUGCAGCAAAUCACGCCGUUCAUGCGCAGCCAACCUGACGAGAAGCAUAUCAGCGAGAACAUCCCGCUCAGCCGGAUGCUUCACGAGGAUCCGAGAGAGGCGCUACUCAAAUACGAGAAACUGGCCAAGGAGGACCCCAUGUUCACCAAGGCCUGGAAUUCCACGCAGCCAGUCACUCAGUAUGCGGAUGUCAGUGAUGAGGAGGAAGAGGCCGGUCCAGAUAAGAAGAAGGUCAAGCGGUAA